AAAAUUCCCGGGAACAAACAUUGGAGCGCACCCAAACGAUGACUCAUGACUACAUGCAUGCAGCGGAUGUUGCCUUCUUAAUCUUGCACUUGUUGUUGCAGCCUGCAGAUGAGUGUCCAAUGUCAUCAUCCGCUUCCAAGCUACAUAUCAUCCUUUGCAUAUCCCUGCUAGCUGGCAUAAUCAAAACUCACACGUUCCACAUCGGCAAGCGUGACGGUAGCUCCAACAUGGCGGCAUCGUCAUACACGUACAUCCCCAAACUCUCUCUGAAGGCAGCACACAGGGAGAGGAUAGAGGAACUCAUGGUGGACGUUGAAAAGCAACAACAGCGUCUCCUUGCAGAGUUCCGGGCAGAGAAUUAUGAAACGCUCUCCGUUGAUGAGAGAAUUUCAGAAGCUCAUAACUUACUGUCCACCAACCUUCCUGCCACAGCAGCGCUGCUAAAACAGACCUUAACAUCACCAGCUUUGACUGUCAAACAGCAAAUGCUGUGCUAUCGCCUGCUGUACCUGGUCUACAUGUCACUGGGUCCACUCAGUGAGGGUCAAGAAGCAGCAAAACAGGAAUACCGUGUCGUAAAAACUGUGUCACUGUCACAAAUAGGCAACAGAUCAUCAGCCACGGGAACAGGGAACGUUGAUCCCCAGGUGAGCACGUCCUCGCCAGAAAUCAACGAGAUGCGUUUCCAGGCAGCCCUGGACCUCGGCAACGCUCACCGUUUCCUGGGCAACAUGGGCGAUGCCAAGAUCCAUCUGGACGAGGCCAUGGCAGUUGCCGUGGCGAUGGAUGACACGGACAAGAUUACCACGGCGACCAUUCACCACGGCGAGUGGAUUCUGGCGAGCGGUCAUCUGAAGGACGCAAUCAGUCAGGUGUUCCAGCCGCUGCUGAAACGGAACAUGAGCGACCGGAACCGGGGCAUUCUGCUUCAGGCAUUUGGGAAUGCUGCCAGGGCGGCGGCAGACUGGGGACCAGCGAAAGAAUACAUGAGAGAAGCCAUUGCCAUCGCCGAGCGACUCAAUGACCCCAUUGCCGUGGCCGAUCGUCAAGGCGACCUGGGUACCAUAUUCCGGUCGGAGGGAAGGACGAGCGACGCUUUGCUCUACCAGAAAAAACAGUUUGUGUUUGCCAGUGGAAGGGGUGAUCAGGCGGCUCUGUGCGUGUCAUGUUUCAACAUCGGUUUCACCCAUUACUCCAUGAAACCACCAGACUAUGACAUAGCGUUGAUCUACCAUUCCAUUCACCUGGAGCUAGCUGAACGAAUCGGGUACCUAGCCAUGAAAUCACGAGCGCUGAAUGCCCUCGGAAAGAUCUACACAGCUCUGAGAGACUACGAAUCGGCCAUUUUGUUGCUUGAGGAGUGUUUGGAAGUACACAGUAAGAUAGGCAACCAUCGCGGGCUGGGAAUAGCCUAUGGGAACAUUGGCACUGUCUACCGGGCCAUGGGUAAGUUUGAUGAGGCCAUAGUUUAUCACGAAAAGUACCGUAAAAAUGCCGCGGAACGCGACGACGUCGGGGGUGUGGCCAUUAUGCAGCGAGAACUAGCCAUGGACUACUUGUUUAAAGAGGAUCUGGACAUGGCGGAGCAGUACAUAACAGACGCGUUCUUCACUCUGGAGCGAAUCCGGGCCAAGAUUGGCGCAGAGGACUCCUCGCGCAUCGCCAACUUUGAGAAGAACCAAUCGGAGGCCUUCAAUCUUCUGCAGACGAUCCUCAUACGGAAGGGCAAAUACCGCGAGGCGUUGGCGCUGUCAGAGCAGGGACGAGCGAGGGCGCUAGCCGACUUGAUCCAACAGAACCAGGAGGAGCUAGAACCAGGAAGCCCUCGUGAUUUCAAUAAUGAUUCUGCAUACCUAAGCACCAUUUCGAUGUUGGAGGAACGCUUCACAGAGAGGGCGCUGUCAGAUAUCUUCCAAACGGCCAGCGAACUCAACACGACUCUCGUCAUCUACUCUAUUGUGACCGAAUUCACCCCGGCGGGGGACGUCGAGAAAUGGCUGUACUCCUGGGUGGUUGCCAGGGAAACAACAGAACCAACCAAUGGGGAGAUCCGUAAUGUACCUCCUUCAGAUCCAACCAAUCGGGGAGGGGCUACUGUAAAAGACGGCGACUGGAAAGUCCACUUUGCAAAGGGAAUGCUGAGUUCGGAGAAGAAAACGCAAGAGGCGAUUUUGGAUGACAAACACGUGAACGCUCUGUGCCGCUCACUUGCGGAACUGAGCGUUAAGGAAAACAUAGAUGUAAAAGAACCUGAUGUGUGUGCCUCAAAAGAUCAAACCGAAUGUACGGAGGCCUCGACUGACCACAUUGAAGACUCUCCUGCAAGAGAUAUUCCCCAUCGCCUGUACAGGCAAGAGAAGCUAGCCCACGUCUACGGUGGCCUAGAGGAGACAAAGCCAAAGCAACCUGUCACCGAUCCCAGGCUGCAGAGAGCUUUGGACAAGCUGAGGGUGGACUACGACAUCUUCAUCGCUCCAAUUGAGAGUUUUCUUCCAGAAUGGAGGGAAGGGAUGGCCGAUGUACCAAGAAUCACCUUCAUUCCGCAAGAUUAUAUGUUCAACCUGCCCUUUUGUGCCCUCCUCGGCCCGGACAAUCUUCAUUUGAUCCAGAAAUAUGUCAUCUCUUUUGUGCCCUCGGUGCGCACGCUCAAACUGACCAAUCAGAGGCUGACCCAGCUGCGUCAGACAUCAACAACAGCGCCCCCUAGUGUCCUGGCUGUGGGCAAUCCCACAAUGCCACAUCCAAAAAUUCCAGCACUUCCUGCGGCCACUGAGGAAGCUAAAAUGGUGAAGAAGUACUUCCAGUCACAUUCCUCAUUAUCAUCAUUGGAGGGAGAGCCAGGGACAGACUCCAUGGUGCUGACCGGCAAUGAUGCAACAGUGGACAACGUCCGGCAGAAAAUGACCGGUCACUCGGUCUUACAUUUUGCAACCCAUGCUGAACAGGAUAAUAGAAUUGUGAAGAUGAUCAAGGAAGGCACACAAGACUGCCAGCCAGAAAGAGUUCCGACAGGAGAUUUCAGCAUGCAGGGAUUUCUGGUCCUUGCUCGCAGCCACGAGAAUUGCAGUGGCCUCCUGAUGGCCGAGGAGGUCAAAGAUCAAAGGUUAAAGGCAGAGGUGGCCGUGCUCAGCUGCUGCCAGACAGGAAAAGGUCAAGUCACCGGGGAUGGAGUGCUUGGUUUGUACCGGUCUUUCCUAGUAGCUGGAGCAGCCAGCGUCGUGGUCACCCAGUGGAAGAUCUAUGACAAAGCCACUGCUCAGUUCAUGCGACAUUUCUACCAGGAUUUCAUCGUCCACCGUGAUUCGGCGAGGGCCUUGAGGGAAGCCAUGCUAUCCAUGCUAGCAGACAGGGGGGAGCAUCACCUGCCGCAACACUGGGCUGCCUUUGCUCUGAUUGGAGCCUCUCGCCUAAUCCAGACCUAGACAGCUGAUAUCAAGACAACGAGGGUGUACAGGAAUCACCAAAUUUGGAUUACCAAUGUAGGCCCCAAGUUUACAGCUGAAGUUUGCUUACCGCACAAUAUAUGCUUAUUGUCAUAAUUUAUGCUUUUGUGAGCAUAGGGAUUUGACACUGCACUGGCACACAGUCAGUCUUUUUUUAUGCUCAUCAUCCAAACUUUCUUGCUAACCUGUGAAUAGGCCAAUAUCUGGGCAUGAUUUAAAACAUACUUGUUUAAUACCGGCCAAGCACAUAUUUAUUCUCAUUCAUAAAUUACCUUCAGGCAAAAAGUCCAAACAGGU
This is a messenger RNA of Patiria miniata (bat star), 3740 nucleotides long. RefSeq names its product tetratricopeptide repeat protein 28-like. The record is from RefSeq and is a predicted model, not a curated record. Gene Ontology annotation, molecular function: protein binding. NCBI's taxonomy places the organism in Eukaryota, Metazoa, Echinodermata, Asteroidea, Valvatida, Asterinidae. Bases 39 to 3422 code for a protein of 1127 amino acids. The transcript is spliced from 16 exons.